UAAAAACCGUAGUGGGAAAUAGCAAUAGAACACUUGGAAUCCGCACUCUGCAUGUAACCAGCCGCCAAUUUCAACCACGGCACCCGCUGAAAGUGCGCGGCAUCGUUCUACUUUGAAACGAAUUCUCCUUUUCUGUGGCGAACGAAUUCCAUUGCUCAUCCCUCCUUCCCUCUAAGAUUUUCGUUUCCUCUUUCGAUUUUCUCGGAUUUCUCUUCUUAACUUUCCCAUUCUCCGUUUGGCUGAAGAGAAAUUUCAAGAAACCGAAUAAAACAAGACCCGAAAAUACGCCUUUUUCUUCCUUAUAUAGUUUCGAUUUGGUUGGUCUCCUUCUAGUUUGAGGUGAAAGAUGAAAUUCGGAGAGACGUUCAUGGAAUAUUUGCACGGAGAUCGAGAGUGGUUCCUGGACAAAUGUUCGCAUGUUGAGUAUAAGCGGCUGAAGAAGGUUCUUAAGAGUUGUCGGACUUGCAGACUUAAUGAUUCUUGCACCAAUGAAUGUGAAUGCAAGUCUUGCCCUCUGUGUGAUCAGCUGUUCUUUUCGGAGUUGAUGAGGGAAGCCUUGGAUAUUGCGGGGUGUUUCAGCACGAGAGUUAGACAUCUUCUUCAUCUUCAUGUUGCUGGGGGAAUUGAGAGAUACAUGGCGCGAUUGGUUCAUUGCUUUAAAACUGAUCAAACGACGAUGAUACAAGAAGGCCGCAUGCUGAUUGAAUAUGUUACGAUGAAUGCUAUUGCUAUCAGAAAGAUUCUUAAGAAAUACGAUAAAGUACAUAGCUCUGUAAACGGAAAGAACUUUAAGUUGAAAAUGCGAGCUGAACAUAUUGAGCUUUUGCAAUCACCUUGGCUUAUAGAAUUGGGUGCUUUUUGUUUGAAUUUUAAAAGACCCGGUGAUGGAAAUUCUCCCUCAGAAUUCUCCACUCACUUUUCUUUUGAUGUCGAUGUUGAUGUCGAUGACACACCAAAAAUGACAUUGAUGCUUCCAGAUUCUAUGAAAUUGGAAUAUGAUCUUACUUGCCCUAUAUGCUUGGAUACACUAUUUGAUCCAUAUGCUUUGGGUUGUGGCCAUCUCUUCUGCAAAUCAUGUGUUUGUUUAGCUGCUUCCGCGAUGAUCUGUGAUGGACCAAAGGCUGCCAGCCCGGAGUCUAAAUGCCCUGUUUGUAGAGAGACUGGGGUAUAUCCUAAAGCAUUGCACAUGACGGAACUGGAUAUGCUUUUGAAAAGAAGGUGUAAAGGGUACUGGAAGGAGAGGCUGACGGAAGAACGAGCGAGGGUGCUGAAGCAAACCAAAGAUUUCUGGGAUUCCCAGACUAGAUUUGUGGUCGGUUAUUAAAAUUUACAGUACCACCUUUUAUCAAUCUGAUUUUCUUAUACAACAGGCUGCUGCUGCAUUUGUUGCCAUUCUGGGGUUGGUGGUGGCAACUUUUCUUUUGAAAAUAACCCUGGCUGCUGCCUGUUUAUGCAAAAGAUCUGGUUGGAAAUCCAAAAAUCCACGCGUGCAAACACGGAUGUGGACUCUCUCGAGUAAGAAAGUAUUGACUUUGCCUUUGUUUUUGUCAUUUUCCUUAUCCCUUCCAGAUGCGGAGUAUUUGAUCUGGGUUUUGUCUCGAGUUACUUGAGAUAAAUAAAAGAAACAAAAACACACUUCAAAUCGUGCCUAUGUAAUGAUUACCUAUUACAUUAAGUAAUCUAGUGGUUGGUUUGGUGGUAUUUGUUUAAGAAUGAACAAUUAUUGUUUUUUAUA
This is a messenger RNA of Cucurbita maxima (winter squash), 1735 nucleotides long. Its product is annotated as probable E3 ubiquitin-protein ligase BAH1-like. The coding region runs from base 347 to 1324 and encodes 325 amino acids. The record is from RefSeq and is a predicted model, not a curated record. Lineage: Eukaryota; Viridiplantae; Streptophyta; Magnoliopsida; Cucurbitales; Cucurbitaceae. The transcript is spliced from 7 exons.